Clupea harengus (Atlantic herring) is the source of this 6644-nucleotide messenger RNA. RefSeq names its product neuronal PAS domain protein 4a (gene npas4a). NCBI's taxonomy places the organism in Eukaryota, Metazoa, Chordata, Actinopteri, Clupeiformes, Clupeidae. Gene Ontology annotation, biological process: regulation of transcription by RNA polymerase II. The record is from RefSeq and is a predicted model, not a curated record. Gene Ontology annotation, molecular function: protein dimerization activity; RNA polymerase II transcription regulatory region sequence-specific DNA binding; DNA-binding transcription factor activity, RNA polymerase II-specific.
UGUUUGUGAGCAAGUCAACAUGGGCAACAAUCCCGUUAUUUUUGUCCACUUGUUUUCCUAGACAACAAUAUAUUGUAGAUAACAGUAUAGGCGCCCAUGAACACGUGGAAAAUACAUUUUAAGUGGCCCUAAUAAGCGGCGUUAUCGAACAAACUCAUAAAUACAUCUUGUCCAUUCUCGUACGGGAGACUACGUUCCAAUAAAUCACAUUUUCUGAUUUACAUAAGGUUUCGAUAAAACCCAAUAAUCAAGAUUUCACCAUUGAGCUCUUUUUGUGGCGUUGUUUUGGGGAGUUUAUUGGAGCUCACCGUUUGACUUACACGCGGCGACUGUGUGAUACACCACCACCAUGUUGCGAGGGGAGAUAAGGCCGACUUUAUUAUAGGUGAGUGCUGCUCUGGUCAUGGGCAUGAAUCACCAAGAACCUUUGUUUCAUUAUUUGAUAGUCACUUAAUGAAUUCUAAAGGAUCAUUCUAAGCCAGGCCUUAUCGCACGCUGCACAUAGCCUUUACCGACUGGCGAUGCUUAUUCAUAACCACGGACAGCAACGGUCAUACUUCGCUCUGAAUGUGUGGCUUGCUACCAUGUAUUUUCCACAUCAACUUCGCACUGGCCUUUUAUAAUGGUUUCUCAACCCCCCACAUUGUUAGGCGUGAUCUUGUUUUAAUGGCAAGACACACUUUCAGUCAGUUACAGUAACUGGCCAGCAACAACAACAAAAGCUCUUUACUGCAUUGUUACAUUCACAUCUCUCAUGUGUUUGCCUUAUAAGGACAUAGUGGUUUAUGUAACGCAUCAGAAUACUUCUAAAUAUGUCUCUUGCACGCUGUGCUACACCACCCCUUAAUUUGGACUCUCGUUUACUCUACCACAAAGAGGACAGUUAAAUUAGGGUUGACUGGAGUAGUUUACCCAUUCAUAAAAAAAACGAUCUGCUUCUAGAAUGAUGCGGUGUGACACUGCCCUACUCCGUCGUCUUUGCCCAAAGCAUUUGGUUGCGCUUCCCCAGUCCAGGCGAUGCAAAACAAUUCUGCCUAACGCACGUAACGUUAAGCGAAUACAUACCACAUCUAUGUGAUCGAUGGUAUUCGUAUGAUUGUAUUUCAAACGGGAAUUAUUAGGAUGCUCACAAAAGCACCAGCCACCGAUGCAUGGGUAAUUGGCAGUGCUAUGAUUGCAGAUAAGCUGCACUUGUUCAAGGGGAUACUACUCAGACUGACAUGCACUCUAAAACACAGUAAGAUAUCGCUACCCUACCUCUUUCGUAUGCACCUCACCUCCAUCACAUCCCUCCAAACCCCCUGGCCCCCCCUCCUCCUUACAACGGAGUCCGGUGACUCCGUCUACGUUAUACGUGUGACUCCGCCCAUUCCUCGGUUUUGUCCAAAUCGGGCUUUCUGCGUCGCCGGAGCUCCCGAUAUCAAGCAAACGUCAUCACCAGAGAGAGGGAAUGCUGACGUCGGAGCCGUGUCACCCAGAGUAAGAGGCUUGGGAGGGGGGAACGGCGAGUGUUUCAGCAUAGCUAACAUUGAUAUGAGACGUAUCAAUCCCCCGCGGCCCCCCUUCUUCUUUCACCCCCCUUCUCCCUUUUACGUCGGUGUUGGCGCGUUGGGAGCCCCCCUACACCGAUGGAGUCCCAGGCUAUAUAAGUUACCGGCGAGCAGAGUAACUCCACCAGAUUUGCGGGAACCCGAUAUCUGGGCAAGAGACGGCUUUAGAGCUGCCGAGAAACUCCGAACCGGGGGAGAGAUCCAUCAAGCCUCCGGUCCGCAACCGAACCAGGCGCUGUGGCGAAGCCAAAGAAGAGCACCGAGGAUCGGAGUAAACAUGAGACAGGACUAAAGACCUGUUCAGAACAUGCGCUGAGAUGACAAUCCAAUAAAAAACUCCAGACAGGGUUUUAACGACCAUCCUGUACUCCGACUCCACGUCAAGGGACAGAGGGGACCCAGACAUUCCUCAUAUCAACCCACUGCAGUCUGCUCAACUCAGAGUUUCAGCCGAACUCCGGGAAUUUUCUUCUCAACGGCCAGAAACUACCUACCAUGUAUCGGUCCACCAAAGGGGCGUCGAAAGCUCGUCGGGACCAGAUCAAUGCAGAGAUUCGGAACCUCAAGGACUUGCUCCCCAUAUCCGAUGUGGACAAGGCUCGACUCUCAUACCUACACAUAAUGUCCAUGGCAUGCAUGUACACGAGAAAGUCAGUGUUUUUCAACAAAGAUGCCCCUAGCACUGACAACCCCGAGGAGAGCUUUUUUUCCUUUGAUGAACUGUCGGAGUUGAUGCAUGAAAUGCCAGGUUUCCUGCUUCUGCUGACUGGGGAGGGAAGACUGCUGUUCUUGUCAGACAGCGUUUCCGAACAUCUUGGUCACACUAUGGUAGAUCUGGUUGCCCAGGGUGACAGUGUGUAUGACAUCAUCGACCCCACGGAUCAUUACACCAUGAGGAGUAACCUGGUGCCCCCAACAACCCCAGAGACAGAUCGCCUGUUUCGCUGCCACUUCAACGCCUCCAAGUCAGUGCGUCGGCAGAGUGCCGGCAACAAGCUGGUGCUGAUUCGAGCUCGCUGCCUGACACCCCCAGCUGCCCCAACCGCCUACUGGACCACCAACUCCGUGUGGGUGUGCUUCUGCUCACCACUGGACCCCCACCCUCCCCGUGCGGGCACUUCCACCGAACAAGAACCCUCUCCGUUUGUGGACGCAGAGAGCAACCUCUUCCUGGCCUGCUUCCACUCCCAACACAGUCGGGACAUGAGGCUGCAGGAGGCGCAAGAUAGUGUGAAUGAAUACCUGGGCCAUGAUGUAGAGACGCUGCGCUCCCGUUCGUGGUACAGCCUGCUGCAUCCCCAGGACCUCACGCACGCUUCGGCCCAGCACUGCAGCCUGUUGAGAGAGGGAGGAGAGGGUAGAGCUGACAUGGUGGUUCGGAUGGAGACCGCCGAUCACUCCUGGGUCUGGCUGUAUAUGGUCCUGCAGCUGGAGACUGGGGAACACCCCAUCCGCAGCAAUAACUUCGUCAUCAGUGAGUCCGAGGCCUGGUCAGUGAGGCAGCAGCUGGGUUCGGAGCAGAGUCAGCUCACUCUGGUGCUCGGGUCCUCCGGCGCCGCCCAGCAGGAGGGCAUGAGCCUCCAGUCCCCAGGGACACUCUCCAGCCCAGACCAGGUGUUCACGCCCGGAAGCAGCGGGCUCUCUGGACAGUCCUUCGAUUUCAGCACCCCUGUGUGCAGCGAAGGGCAGCCCAGCAGCUCCAAGGCUGCCAAAGCCGCGGGUGAGGGAGAGGACCCCCGCUCCAGCCUCUCCUCGCUGGAGGAGGAGAGCUUCUUCCAGCAGUUGCCCAGCAGCAGCGAGCCUCUGGCCAGCCCAUCUGCACCCUCUUCACCCAUUCCAGUCACCGUGGCCACCGUGCCCGAGCUGGACUUCCUGACCCAGAACAUUCUGCUGCCGCCGUCCUUCCAGUUGGAGCCACCCCUGCCCGCACUGCCCCUGCCACUCCCACCAGUGCCCCUCUCCCAGGCCCAGGAGACAAAGGAGUUCGUCUGCACCCCUCCUUACACCCCGCAGGUAUGCACCGGCAGCAGCUUCCCCUUCGGCGACCCGCUCUUCAGCUUUGACCCCACCGGCACCAGCACUUCUUCUCUCACAACCACAGUCCCCACCACCACGGCCUCCACGCUCUCCCAGUCCUCUUCCAGCAACCCCACCGACAGCCCUCCGCCCUCCAGCACCCUUUCCACCACUCUCCUGCCGCCCCUCUCCUUGACCAUCCCCUCAACCGAUCUGCUCUUCCCCGUGGACCCCUGCAGUGGCACCCUCUAUGAGAAACUGCCACCCACCCCUGACAGCCCCGGGGAUGGCGACUGCACCGUCAUGACCCUGCCUGAAGUCCGGGGGCCCCUGUAUGUUGACGUGCCACUCGGACCCUUCCACGGCCCUCCUGACGGACUCCUGACCCCCGAGGCCUCACCUGGCAAGCAGCCCUACCUGUCGUUCUUCUCCCUGGAACCAGAGAGAGAGCGGGAGAAGAUGGAGAUCUCCCUCCUGGCUGAACACAUCGGCACACUGGCUGAUGACCUCUACCCUGAUCCACUCUUCUCCAAACUCAUGCCCUCUUCCGAGUUUCCACCCAGCACCACUCCGGACCCUGUGGGCCUGGACUCACUGUUCUCCCUGCUGGGGGACUUCUAUCCCAUCAAGUCCUGGAAGGGCUCGGAUCUCCCCAUCUUCCCCGACGAAGACUCUCUGUUUGAAGAGAGAAUUCUUGAGAGCCUCUUUCAAGACCUUGCCACGUCUCCAUGCCCCUCUCCGACGUCUUCCCUUUCCUCACCCUCCACGUUCUCGCCGACGCUUUCCUCCCCUUCUUCCUCCUCUGCCCCCUCCAGUUCCCCCUGCUCCCCAACAUCUCCCCUGUGCUGGCAUCCAACCUUGCACUUUGACGGGGCCUCUGCCGUAGGCGUCGGUCACUUCAGUAGCGUCCAAUCGGCGCGCCGUAACCAGGCAGCCGGCUGCGGGGCGACGACGGAGCGCGCUCCAACUCCGGGGGAUCAGGCCAACUGUGAAGAGGAGGCUGAGGUCGCCAUGGAGACGGAGGAAUUGCCUCUGUUGUCUGACGGCGCCCCCUUGUCACCUCCACUGGUCGCCUCGUCCUCGUCAGCCUCCCCCGUGCCCGUCAGCCCCGUCCGGCCUGGCCUGCCCUGCGCCCAGUCUCUCCUGGAGGAGCUGGCCGCCCUGGAACCCAUGUUUGGGGCAGGUGCCUCUAUCACCCCUGGCCUGGGACAACAACCUGAGUUGUAUCAACUCCAAUGUCACCCCAUGCCUCAAUGCUUCCACAAAGAUGGGAGCGGUAGUGAUCCUCCGUUCUAAAAUAAGUCUGUGACUUACUUCAUUAAGUAUGGCAUAUUGUCAUAUUUCAUGGAGAUACUUUCACUGAAAGGUGAAGAUUAUCAAAGUGUAUAAAUAUAUACAUAAUGUAUAUAACUACAAACGGACUUGAGCCUCCUCAUAUCUUCUGUGAGCAAUUCAACUUCAUAUUUUGUUUAUGUGCUAAUCUGUGUUAUUUUUAUGUCAGAAAUGGUGCGACAUUUCAACAUUGGUGCAUUAUAACUAGCUGUAUGACCUGGGCCUAAAUGGAACUAAGGAAUCAGUUCAACUUUCAAUGCUUUUAUCUGUAACUAUCAUGAGUAUCAGUUUUACUAAUCAAAAAAGAAACAGUCAAUGAGUUCAAUGACCUUGUAAGUGCAACAUUGACUUACAGACGCACAUUUGUAUUCACUCGUAGUGAAAAUACUCUGUUGUGAACUUGACAUCAUUCCUAUUCAAUAGGAAAAAACAAUAGCAAGCUCAUAGCUCAAUACUUAUCAUGCAGUACCACAACCACAAACCCUAAAAGUGUUAGGAGCCAAUGUUUACUAUUUUUAUUUAAACAAACCUUGUGGAACUAAGUGACAUACCAAAGAGGCCAAUCUGCUGAAUCAACAGCUUAAGUACAAUUCAUUUCUAGAAUAAGAACGGUGAAAUCUUCAAAGCACUUCCACUAAUUUUGACUCUGGUGUCAAAUUGCACAAUUAAUAUGCUCUCCGCAACACUUGGGGAUUUGAGUUUGUGGCUGCAUUGAUUUUUACAUUUGACUUUGAUCUCUUUUCACUUCUGUACAACUUGUGUGAUGACAUAAUGAUGUACGAAACAUUUCUCAACGUUUGAAGAUGUCUCUGUGUGUAAGAGGAAAAGAACGCUUUCCUACAGUUUCCAAAAAAAAAAGGCGAACAAAAAAAGGGGAGAGGACUCCAGUAACCAUCACACGCUCUUCCUGAGAAGGGCGGAAAUCUGUGCUGUGUGUGUGUUGUGCACACACACUUUAAGAUUGUUGUACCGUUUAGUUCCAUUCAGGGGGGUGAGUUUCACUUCUCCUUGAGUGACUGCGCUCUUCGGCUAGGCUAAAUGCACUUGAGCAGGGUUCUUUGCAGCAUCCAUUUUCGUAAUGCUGGCAAACUUUUGUUAGAGGCUUUUGUUCGCCUGGUAAAGCUUGGGCCUACCAUGUUCUGUCAGGCCACUGUUAUAUCAUGAAUAUCAUGGUAACAUCGCAGCGAUUAUCGGUGUGGUGUCGAUUGGUGAUGACGUGUGUGUAUGAGCAAUUCUUCUUUUUUGAGAGGGGUUUAAAAAUACAAAAGUUUUGUUUAAAAAAUGAACUGGAAAAUGAAGGGUUAGGGGCUGCUCUUUCUAUUCAGUUAUUACUCGACAUGGGUUUGAGAAUGGUUCUAAUCCCAUGGUGUCGACGAGCUAACGUAGAGUUGUCUACGGCCAAGUAAGGGAUUGAUUCCUACGUUCUAGCUAUUUAAACGCUAUGUUUUAAAAAAGUAUUAUAUCGUAUGUGUGCUGUUUUAAAAAAAUAGAUACACAUGCAUGUACCUAUACAUCUAUAGAUACAUGCUGAAAGGGUUGAGGGUUGUGCACAUUUGUAUAUUUGUACAUCUGUAUAAAUCUAUACAUACAAGAGACAUUUCUAUUAUCUAAAAAGAAACACAUUCUUGGCAUAUGCUAUUUAUGACGAAUGGACAUUGUGGAUCAGUGUUCGAUGGUUUGUAUCGCCAAUAAGUGUAUUUGGUUGUCAAAACAAAUGCAUUUAUAUUAAAGUGCACUUAAAGCAGC